AGAAACAAAACACAACCCCGGCACCGCCACGCUCUCCCUCCUUCUCCUCUCGGCUUUUGGUGGUUGUUUUUUGGGGUGUUUUUAAAUUUAUUUUUUCUUUUAAUUUUUUUUUUUCUUGGGGAUUCUCCUCUCUCCUGCCAGACUGACUUACACGUUCUUGAUAAUUUCUCUUCCCCUCAUUUUUUUAUACUCUUCUCCCUGCUUCCAAACCCUGUGUCUGUGUGUUUCAAUACUAUCACAACCUCUGCUAAAAAUAGAUCUUUUUAUACCCUUCCUCCUCUCUGACCCCAUCCAACACCCCUUGUUAAGGAGAAGGAAGUAAUCUCAGCCCACGGAAGAAGGGUAGAACUGAAUUUGAAGCAAAUUUGUUGGCUAAGAGAGCAUGGCAUGAUAUGAUUUGAGGAGAGAAAAAGCAAGAGUUUACACUCCAGAGCAUUGAGUGAUCUGCUGUAACUAUCUUACACCCAGAGCAAGAAAAGUAAAUUCCCUUGGCUGUCCCAUAUCUCUAAGGAACCUGAUGCAUGAGUGGACUAGAGAAGAGACAGAGAGAAAAACUCCCAAGACCUACAGAUCAUCUGGCUGGCAGGGUCAAGUUUUCUCUGGAUUGAGGCGGAACUGUGGCUCAUGGACAUCUGAUGUGAUAAAGCAUACUCAACACUUUUAGAUAUCUUGGGACUGCAAAAGCUGACCAUCGACAGCAGGUUUUUAAAUAUCACUACUCUUCUGACAAACAAUGGCUUAAACGACAGCCUCUUCCAGUGUCUGGAGUAGGGACUGAAGUAAUGAUGAUUUAUGACAGUAGUCUGAGGGGGCUCAUCCUCAGGUUGAUUAAGUGAAUAGAAGAAAAAAAUAAAAAAAACGAAGCUACUUUCAAGUGUGGAAGAUACAAGGCCAGGAUGAACACGAAGGACGGAAAAGUGUCCGAAGGAGGUCUCAAUGUCACUCUUACCAUACGCCUUCUCAUGCAUGGCAAGGAGGUUGGAAGCAUUAUCGGAAAGAAAGGUGAGACAGUGAAGAAGAUGAGGGAGGAGAGUGGUGCUCGAAUCAAUAUUUCAGAAGGCACUUGUCCAGAGAGAAUUGUGACAAUAACAGGCCCAACAGAUGCAAUUUUUAAAGCUUUUUCUAUGAUUGCACUAAAAUUUGAAGAGGACAUCAACGCUUCGAUGACAAACAGCUCGGUGACAAGCAAACCGCCCGUAACGCUGCGGCUCGUCGUCCCAGCAAGUCAGUGUGGAUCCCUCAUAGGAAAAGGAGGUUCCAAAAUCAAGGAAAUCAGGGAGUCCACAGGAGCGCAGGUGCAGGUGGCAGGGGACAUGCUGCCCAACUCGACGGAGCGCGCCGUGACCAUAUCUGGCACUCCCGACGCCAUCAUCCAGUGCGUCAAGCAGAUCUGCGUGGUGAUGCUGGAGUCCCCACCCAAAGGUGCCACCAUCCCCUACCGUCCCAAACCUGCCUCUGCACCUAUCAUUUUUGCAGGUGGCCAGGUAAGAGCAGACACCAUUUUGGCUUCAGCUGGAAACCACACCGUCCUGGCCCAGCCUCAGCCAGCGCCUGCGUUCACGAUUCAGGGGCAGUAUGCCAUCCCUCAUCCAGACGUGAGUCCAGCACAUUUGACCAAGCUUCACCAGUUGGCUAUGCAGCAUCCCCCCUUUACUCCCCUUGGGCAGACCACCCCUGGUUUCCCUGGACUGGAUGCCACUACUCCAACCAGUUCCCAUGAACUUACAAUUCCCAAUGAUUUAAUAGGCUGCAUUAUUGGCAGACAAGGCAGUAAGAUAAAUGAAAUCAGGCAGAUGUCAGGAGCGCAGAUCAAGAUUGCUAAUGCCACAGAAGGCUCCGCAGAACGACAAGUUACAAUCACAGGAUCCCCUGCAAACAUCAGCUUAGCACAGUACCUCAUUAAUGCAAGCUUAGAGAUGGCUAAAGUCAGCACCCAGACCGCUUCCGUCACGACCCCUGUUGACCUCAACAUGAACCUCUCUCAGUCUGCCACCCCUACCUCCACCCCCACCUCCAUGGCCGUGCUGGCGGCCGCCUCCGCCGCCUCCGUCAGUACCCCCCCUCCCCUACCAACUCUGCCAACCACCCACUAUGCCGUUCCUGUCUCCAGUCUGCUUGGCAUGAAAACUGUCCCACUCCUGGCACUAAAUGCCGCGGCCGCCGCGGGGGCCACGGGGAGUUUGUCCGCUUACACUGCCAAAAUUCCUUCGACGAGCGGGGUUAAGAAAUCUGACCGCCAGAAGUUUGCUCCAUAUUGAAGGGAUGAGACACAAUGCAAGCUUUGCCAGCUCUGCCAAGAGUCUGUGGUAGAUCCUAGUUAUCAAGGAAACAAUACGGCAUCUUUUAUUUUCUGUUCGAUUGCUAGUGUUAACUGUUGCCGACUCAAGUCGUCUUCUGCUCUCCAUAACACCUAACACCAGGCACCACCUUCCAACUAGUUCCAACAGCCAGCAGGUGCCAGCCCGGGCUCCUUCUCCCCGGAUACUGUCCCAGGGCUGGCCCUCAGCAGCCCCACGGCAAGGCAGGGCUGCCCCCAGCCCACCAAGGGGGGAGAUACAGUGAGGAGAACGGAAAAAAUGUAAAUGAGGCAAAACGGUGACAGCCAGGUCCUGCUCUGGCAAUGCUGCCCGGCAUAAAAAUACACCUAGAUCCAUGUGCAGGGAUCCCUCCAACUGCAGAACAAUUCCUCAUGGCAAAGUGCCAUCUCUGAUGCAUUUUUUCUAUUGCUAGCAUGUCAAAUCCGGCAUUUUUCAGCGCCCCUGCAAUACCCUGUGAAGUGCUGCUGGCCCCCCUCAGUCAUUCUGCUGCUCCUAAAAGGCCUGGAGAUCCCCAUUCCCCAUCCCAAAAUCCUCCUACAAGCAGGAGAUGGCAGUUAGGAGGUACCAACUUCAGGUACUUGUGCAUACAACAAAUGAAGCUUUCUGGUCUGAGAAAAACUGCUAAAUUAAAAUGACUGCAGAACAGUAAGGAAAAAAUACCAGGUACCGGUGCCUUUCCACAUGAUUCUUUUAAAGGGUGCAACCAUUUUUCUCCACUUUGGAAAAACGUAAUUUUAAGAACUCUGCUUUAGGGAGGGAGGGAGAGAAAGAGAGAGGAAGCUCCUCCUUUUGCACUCAGAUGUUUUACAUACACCAACACAGUUCUUAUUCCUGUAAGUACUUCAGAGCAAGUACAAGCCAGAUGCCGUCACUAUCUCGUAUAUCCUCUCAUGUAUGUUUUAUUCAGCCAAAAUGACCAUUUUUCAUUAGAUUUCACUACAAAAUACAUCCCUGUUUAACUCCCCACUAAUCAUGCAGUCAGGUUGUAUGGUAAUCAUGAAAAACAUGUAGCAUUUUAGAGGUCAUUCAAAGGCUACUGCCUGGACAGAUCCCAUCCCUUUACCAAGCACUUCAGGAUGCUCAGAUUAACUAAAACGAGACAGGUAAUGGCAGCCAAAGACAAGAGAGCUGGGGAAUGGAGUGGCUGGUUGCCAGCUGUUGGAACUAGUUCUUACUGCAUUUUAUGUUUGUCCAUCCACCUUCUUUUUAAUUUCUGUUGCAUAACUCAGUAAUGCAAUAUUGUUUUCCUCACCACUUCCAAAACCAGAAUCCCAUUAGCCCGCCAUGUUCAUCCACUCUGCACUCCUUGGACACAAAGCUUUAACAAUUGAACUGUAUUCAGUGCAUUUUAAUAUAAACUAAAACACAAUGCAAAUGCAAUACUUUUUAAAACAUGGUAUUUCAAAGUGUGUUAUUGUAUAGGGCUAAGUACUAUCUCAGUAUUUUGUGUCAUUUCUGUAUUCUGUGGGCUUUUCUUCACCUUAGCACAUUUGCACUAAGUUUUGUCACUGUAACCAUUUGUAGAACUGCCAUUGUUACAAUUUGCACUUUUCCAAAUGGGGUUUUUGGUUGGUUUUGUUGGGGUUUUUUUUGGUUUUGUGGGUUUUUUUUGUUCGUUUGUGGCUUCCUUUCUUUUUUUUUUUUUUUCUUUUUUUUUUCUGGUUGCAUAUACUGAAGGAAAAACUGGGAAUAAUGUCAAGGUACCACAGCUAUUUAAAAGCUCUAGAAAACUGCUGUAAAAUUGUUCUGGAUUAUUGUAACUGUUUCAAUAAUUGACAUUUAAGGAAAAAAAAAAUCCACCAACCUCUGUGUGACAAAAAUUGCCUGCACUGAAAUGCUGUUCUAUGCUGGUUGUACUCAAGUGGUAUUUUUUUAAUAGUGAGAAGAUUUUUUUUCUUUUUUUGCUUUUUUUUUCCUUUUCUUUUCCUCAUUUUUGUUCC
Molecule: messenger RNA, 4258 nt
Organism: Zonotrichia albicollis (white-throated sparrow)
Lineage: Eukaryota; Metazoa; Chordata; Aves; Passeriformes; Passerellidae
Product: poly(rC)-binding protein 3
Molecular function (GO): RNA binding
Source: RefSeq, a predicted model, not a curated record